This is a messenger RNA of Oncorhynchus tshawytscha (Chinook salmon), 1127 nucleotides long. RefSeq names its product zinc finger protein 239-like. Gene Ontology annotation, cellular component: nucleus. Gene Ontology annotation, molecular function: DNA-binding transcription factor activity, RNA polymerase II-specific; RNA polymerase II cis-regulatory region sequence-specific DNA binding. The record is from RefSeq and is a predicted model, not a curated record. The transcript is spliced from 3 exons. Lineage: Eukaryota; Metazoa; Chordata; Actinopteri; Salmoniformes; Salmonidae. The coding region runs from base 63 to 965 and encodes 300 amino acids. Gene Ontology annotation, biological process: regulation of transcription by RNA polymerase II; central nervous system development.
UGAAAGAAGAAGAAGAGAGAGAGGAGGAUGCGGUUUUUGGAGUGGAGGAGGAGGAGGGGGAGAUGUCUGUCACAUCCAAAAAGGAGGAGGAAACUGGAUAUCUGGGCCCGGUUUCCCAAACGCAUCUUAUGUCAUCCAAUGGUUCUAACGAUGAACUUAGGAGUAAGAUGGUUUUGAGAAACCGUUCCCUGAUUAACACUAGACAAGGAGAUGGUCGAGGAGGAACAAGUAAUACUUCAGGAGAGAGACUUGACUAUCGUGGAUCCUCUGGGGAGCCUCAACAACAACAUGAUGCAGAGCAGAGUCUCUCCACAUCAGAACAUCUCAAGAAACACCAGCAGACACCCACAGGGGAUAAAUCUAACCACUGCUCUGUCUGUGGGAAGAGUUACUCAAGAUCAGAUUCACUGAAAGCACACCAGAGAAUACACACUGGAGACAAAUCUUAUACCUGUGAUCAAUGUGGGAAGAGUUUUACUACAUCUAGCAAGCUGACUAUACACCAGAGAAAACACACAGGAGAGAAAUCUUUUCACUGCUCAGACUGUGGGAAGAGUUACUCAAGAUCAGAUUCACUAAAAGCACACCAGAGAAUUCACACUGGAGAGAAACCUUAUAGCUGUAAUCAUUGUGGGAAGAGUUUUACUACAUUGAGCCAGCUGACUAUACACCAGAGAAAACACACAGGAGAGAAACCUUACAACUGCUCAGACUGUGGGAAGAGUUUUGUUAUAUCAGGAUAUUUAAAAUCACACCAGAGAAUACACACAGGAGAGAAACCUUAUAGCUGUGAUCAAUGUGACAAGAAUUUUAGUCACUCAAGCAGCCUGAUUGUACACCAGAGAACACACACAGGAGAGAAGCCUUAUAGCUGUGAUCAAUGUGGGAAGAGUUUUACUGAAUCUAGUCAGCUGACUAAGCACCAGAGAAAACACACAGGGGAGGAAAUAUCACCAUUGUUGUGACUGUGGAAAGAGUUUUGUUUUGUCAGGACUUUUAUAAUCACACCAGACAAGACACACAGGAGAGAAGUCUCAUAGCCGAAAACAACAUGACAAAAGAUACUCUGAUAAAAUAUCUGAUUAAACAUCAUACAUGAAGGAGUUGAAUGCUUUUAACAUUGUAGU